AUCAAACGGGUUCAAAAGAUCAUGGCAAGACUUCCAUGUUACAGGAAGAAUAAAGUCGUGUAGUUUGUUAUCAAGCACCCGUUUCUUGUCAAUUCGAGUUUGCUGUUUCUGCUCGACGCUGGAUUGAGUUUGUUCGAAUAUACUAUAUCAUCAUAGUCUUCAAACCGAAUCACCAUGCGAAGCUUCUUCCGCAAAGUCAGGGACGAAUCGCAAAAGGUCCUCCGGGGGGACCAAGGUGCCAACGACAGGUCUUUAGACACCCCUGAACAUCUCCCACGAUCAAGGGAGCAUGAAAGUGGGAUGCAAAGUAAUGAAGGCCGUCCCGCCGGCAGUCCGCACGGGCGCCAUCAGCAUCCGUCUUACCGUCUCGAUCUUGAUGUCGAUAAUACUAAACCCGAGGGCGAAUCCCCCCUCCAUGUCCGCAAUGUCGAAAGACUCGGCUUCCAGGUCGCCAAUAAUAGCGCCAGUCACCGCGAUCUCGGCUUCACUGGGAAAAUUGCUGGAAAAUGGUAUGCCGUUUUCGGCGACACCAUGUGGUGUGCGCCUGGGGUCACCAACUUCCUUGAGGAUACUCCUGGUUUCCAUGGCAUGGUCCGAGAUUCAGUCUCUCUAUUGACGGAUGACCCUUUGACCGUGGUGGAUCUGAACCUGAACGAUGAUUAUCCUGUCCCGCAUCAAAAACAGCUGAUCCCUUUCAACGAGGCAUGGGGUGAAACGAACCAAUGCGGUUUCGGUGGCACCAGUUUUUGCGAGACUGAUGCCGAGACCGCGACCGCUGCGCUUUACUACCUUGUGAAUGUCAACGAAACCGGCGGCCUUCUAGGUGCUGGUGUCGCCAAGGUUGAGGUCAUCAAUGACACUCCCACGGUCACCCAGCGCUUCGGCAACAGGGGGUUCUGGUGGGAUGCAAACACCACCGCCAAAUACGGCGACCAAUGUGCCUACCGCGAUGAGCGCUCUGAGUACAUAUACAUCUGGGGCGGCCCCCCGAACUCGAUUACUGGAUGGCCUCACUCCAGUUACGCCUACCUUGCCAGGGUAAAGGUCCAGGACGCGUUCGAUCUGGACAAGUACGAGUAUUUCUGGGGUCGUCAGCAGGGCUGGAAGUCGGAGGUUCUUACGAAGUUUGAUGCUGAGACGGCGGUCUGGUGGGCGGUCGGUCAAGGUCAGGUUGCGUGGAAUGAGUACUACCAGUGUUAUGUGCUGGUUCAUUUGUCUGCUUUUGGCGAUGGUUCUGUGUACUUGCGAACAGCCCAGUCUCUGGAAGGACCAUGGACCCCGGAUGUCCAGGUAUACAAGAGCGAACCUAUCGACGGCGGAUUAGUCUAUGCCGGUGUUCAACACCCCUACCUGGAUCCAACUGGACCGACAUUGGUCUUGUCAUUUACGAACAACAACCACAUUGAGGUCAUCAAGGUGACUUUUGCUUAGACGCAUAUUUCUCUUCUCACCUAAUUUACUUAUUUCAGGAAAUUAUAUCCAGUUCUUACCUCAUCGCAACCGGAAACCACUAGUGUCAACAGC
This is a messenger RNA of Neurospora crassa OR74A, 1524 nucleotides long. RefSeq lists its product as hypothetical. The transcript is spliced from 4 exons. Lineage: Eukaryota; Fungi; Ascomycota; Sordariomycetes; Sordariales; Sordariaceae. The record is from RefSeq and is a predicted model, not a curated record. The coding region runs from base 175 to 1431 and encodes 418 amino acids.